AUGUCUAAAAGACCAGCAGAAGAGCCUCCAAGGGGAAACGACGAGCCACGCAAGCGCGUGCAAAUAACAGACCCACCUCCAUCGGCCUCUUCCAUCGCUUCAGUCGUGCCUGGGAUUUCACGAUGGUCUUACUCAGAAAUACCCGACAGCCUACCACCUCUCCCACCAAUUAGACCUGAUCUUGAAGAGCAGGUCUUCAGGCAUCCUGGACUUGAAGGUCCAAACUGGGAAAAACUAGAAUGGUACGGCGACGCGACACUUGAAAUGAUCUCAACAGAACUCAUCUUCGAGACGUUUUCACAUCUUCCAGCAGGAAGUUGCAGUCAAAUUCGCGAACAGCUAGUGCGCAACAGCACGCUCUCUGAGUACUACCGACAAUAUGGCAUGGAACAAAAAACGCAAUUGCCUGAACAUAUGGGCAAAAUGGCGGAUCUUUUACGUACAAACAGGAACAGCCGGGACGUUAUAAAACUGCAAGGUGACGUUUUUGAGGCCUAUGUCGGGGCAGUUGUCAAAUCGUACCCCCAGGGAAACGCCAACGCCGUCGCUUGGUUGAAGAUGCUAUGGGGCCGUACGAUCAAAGAUCAGAUCAAGCGAGCAGAAAGACACCAAGAAAUGAUAGCCCGAGCGCAACCCGUCGUCCAACAAUUUUCUACUACGGAAGGGCAACCUGCACAGCCCCAAAUCAAGAUGGAGCCCCUGACAGAACAAAAUGCCAAGGGCCGCCUCAGUACUGCGAUAGCAGUCCCUGGAAUCAAGAUCCGGUACGAAGAUAUGCCAUGUAACAAGAAGGACAAGGAUACAGGCCUUCCGUUGUAUGCGGUUGGGAUCUAUCUCGAUGGAUGGGGCGAGACAAACAAAUGUCUAGCGUAUGGUGUUGCUAAGCGCAAGAUUGAUGCAGGUGGAAAGGCAGCAGUGCAAGCAUUGGAGAACAGAAAAAUGAUAAAAGUCUACGAAGCUAAGAAGAAGCAGUACGUGGCUGAGAAGGCGAAACAGCUGGAGGCCAAGAAAACAGGAUCUUCCGUCGAAAGUACCUAG
Messenger RNA from Fusarium coffeatum, 1038 nucleotides. RefSeq lists its product as uncharacterized. Gene Ontology annotation, biological process: regulation of gene expression; rRNA processing; primary miRNA processing. NCBI's taxonomy places the organism in Eukaryota, Fungi, Ascomycota, Sordariomycetes, Hypocreales, Nectriaceae. Gene Ontology annotation, cellular component: nucleus. Gene Ontology annotation, molecular function: double-stranded RNA binding; ribonuclease III activity. Bases 1 to 1038 code for a protein of 345 amino acids. The transcript has a single exon. The record is from RefSeq and is a predicted model, not a curated record.